Molecule: messenger RNA, 1140 nt
Organism: Haliaeetus leucocephalus (bald eagle)
Lineage: Eukaryota; Metazoa; Chordata; Aves; Accipitriformes; Accipitridae
Gene: NEU2
Product: sialidase 2 (cytosolic sialidase)
Exons: 2
Coding region: 1-1140 (379 amino acids)
Biological process (GO): oligosaccharide catabolic process; ganglioside catabolic process
Cellular component (GO): cytoplasm; membrane; lysosome
Molecular function (GO): exo-alpha-sialidase activity
Source: RefSeq, a predicted model, not a curated record
AUGGCUUCGUUUCCUGUCUUGAAGCAAGAGACAUUGUUCCGGAAUGGUACCUGGAGCUAUCGAAUUCCAGCCCUGCUCUACCUGCCACGUUUCAGCAUCAUCCUGGCAUUUGUUGAGGAACGAGAGGAUGUGGUGGAUGAACAUGCCAAGCUAAUAGCAGUACGCAGAGGCAUGUAUGACCCAACGACACACCAUGUUCAGUGGAAUAGCAUGGAGACCAUUGUCAGUGCACAGCUGAAAGACCACCGAUCUAUGAACCCAUGUCCUGUUUAUGAUGAGGUCUCAGGGAAACUGAUCCUGUUCUUCAUAGCUGUCCCAGGAAAGAUCUCUGAGCAGCAUCAGCUCAGGACAAAGAUCAACCUGGUACGUCUCUGCUAUGUCACUAGCAUGGACCAAGGACGCACCUGGAGCACUGCCCAGGAUGUCACCGAUGGUACCAUUAGCACUGAGUACAAGAACUGGGCCACUUUUGCAGUGGGGCCGGGUCAUGGAUUACAACUGCUCAACGAGGCCCGGAGCCUCGUGAUUCCUGCAUAUGCCUAUCGUAUCUUGGACCCUAAGCAACACCCCACCCCUCAUGCCUUCUGCUUCAUCAGCUCUGACCAUGGGACAACAUGGGCAUUGGGGAACUUCGUGGGGGAGGAGAGCGCGGUGGAGUGCCAGGUAGCGGAGGUGCACACCUGUGGCAGGAAGGUCCUCUACUGCAAUGCAAGGAGCAGUAGGGGAGCCAGAAUCCAGGCUGUCAGCUACAAUCACGGGGUGGACUUUGAGGGAGGCCAGCGGGUUGAAAUGCUAGUAGAACCUCCCUCUGGAUGUCAUGGAAGUGUUACUGCCUUCCCACCUCCCCCUGAUGCUAGAUGCCAAGACAGUUGGUUGCUCUACGCUCAUCCUACAGACCCAAAGGGUCGAAGAGAUUUAGGAAUUUACCUCAACAAAAGCCCUUUAAAUCCAACACACUGGACAAAACCAAGCAUCCUUUUUAAGGGCCUGUGUGCUUAUUCGGAUUUGCAGUACAUGGGGGUUGGGCCAGAUGGGUCACCCUUGUUCUCCUGCCUCUUUGAAUAUGGGACCCACCAACAAUGUGAAGACAUAAUCUUUGUAAUGUUCACUUUGAAGCAAGCCUUUCCAUCAGAGUGCUGA